AGCCAAUCCGCCCGCAACCUCCCAUGGAUCGAAUCCCCCCCAGCCCCCAAAACCCAGCGGAGCGAGCCACCGCCAUGGACUCCUCCGACGACGAGUGGGUCGUCCUCUGCACCGACAACCCCGCCUACUCCUCGGACGACGACCGCGGCGUCCUCGCGCUCCCCGCCUCCACCUCCCCCCUCUCCCUCUCCUCCUCCGACGACGACGAGGACGACGACGACGGCCUGCGGUCGGCGGGGUCGGAGGAGGAGGACCCGUUCGAGGUGGACGAGGACGAGGACGCGUCGCCGGGGCAGCGGCUCACGCGGCCGCUCUCGGGCAUGUUCCACCACACGCCCUCCGACUCGGUCGCCUACGCGGCCUUCGACCCCGUGCGCAGCGCCAAGCAGCUCAUCCCGGACCCGGCCUUCUCCGCCUUCCCGGAGCGGGUCUCGGUGCUCGCCUCGUCGCGCGGCCUCGUCUGCCUCCGCGGCUGCGCCACCGGCUUCUACUACGUCGCCAACCCGCUCACCUUCCGCCGCGUGCGCCUCCCGUACCAGAACCGCGACCACCGCCUCGACGCCGACCCGGCCGUCGUCAUCACCUUCGAGGACGACGAGGACGCCGCCGGCCAAGUCGGCCUCGGCGCCGGCUUCCGCCACUACCACGUCGUCGUCACCUACCAGGUCCACGACGGCGUCUGGGCCGUCGAGUCCUUCUCCACCCGCACCUGGGACUGGCGCGUCGGGGACGACAUCUGCGCGCCCGAGACGGUCGUCGCGCAGUCCGGGGUCGGCGCGCGGGGACGCGCCUUCUUCCGCACCACCAUCGGCCACAUCCUCUGCUACACCCCGGAGACGGGCUGCGUCGACCUCAUCCCCGCGCCCCAGGAGGUCGAGGACCGCAAGGACUGGGAGAUCGGCGAGAUGGAGGGCAACUUCAGCGUCGCCUGCGUCGACCAGGCCACCAAGGAGGUCGCCGUGCUCUACAUGGUGCCCGGCGACGGCGCCGACCAGGUCACCUGGGCCUGGGCGGGCCAGUUCCACGCCAACAAGAUGGGCUACCAUGACAGGAUGACCCUGCUCCGCUCCCAGGGCGCCGCUGAGGUGGUCAUGUGGGAUCCUCUCGAGCAGCUCGUGCUCGCCGUCGACUUCGAUGGCAGGGUCACCCGCUCCAUCGGCCCCCUCUCCGGCGGGAUGUACUACUCGGAUUUCAUCCCCUACGUCAACUCAUACGCCGACAUCUACAGCGAGGAGGAGGUGGGUUCUGUGUUCAAGACGAAUGAUGAAGCCGUGACGUACAAAGUUCCACAGGCAUCUGUCAAAGCAGAAAUUGAUUCCAACUAAAAUCUCUUCCAAUAAAGGAAAGGAUUUGCUGAUGAUGGAGAAGGAAUAAUGAAGCUUCCAGAUCUGUGCAGCAUAAGGGAGAGCUAUGUUCUCCCUUAUUGCUACCUAGUAGGUGUUUUUGUCUGCCAUGUACAUACAUAGUUGGUUAGAUGCAGACUGCCCCCGUCUGUCUGUCGUGAAUCAAGUUCUUAAUUGCUGAAUUGGAAAUUAUCAUCUGGUGCCUGCGUGAUGCGCCAUUUUAGCAAAUUCUGGAUUUUUUCUUGUUCCAUUGAUUAGCAUUGUUUCGCUCAGUUGCUUGCAUAAUUGCUGUGUUGAAGUUUGGCUUGAGUUUGUGCUGUCUUUAUUGCAUGGUCUGAAAUUGUA
This is a messenger RNA of Triticum dicoccoides, 1688 nucleotides long. RefSeq lists its product as uncharacterized. The coding region runs from base 24 to 1325 and encodes 433 amino acids. The record is from RefSeq and is a predicted model, not a curated record. NCBI's taxonomy places the organism in Eukaryota, Viridiplantae, Streptophyta, Magnoliopsida, Poales, Poaceae. The transcript is spliced from 3 exons.